Trichosporon asahii var. asahii CBS 2479 is the source of this 1563-nucleotide messenger RNA. Its product is annotated as acetamidase. The transcript has 5 exons. Lineage: Eukaryota; Fungi; Basidiomycota; Tremellomycetes; Trichosporonales; Trichosporonaceae. The record is from RefSeq and is a predicted model, not a curated record. The coding region runs from base 1 to 1563 and encodes 520 amino acids.
AUGGUGCAGGACCCCGUCGACAACUAUUCUACCCGCGCGGCUCAGGCCAUCGCCAAUCGUGAUGCCACGAUUCCGCAGGACUGGAUGCUGCCGAAGAGCGCGUUCCCCCUCCCAAACAAUGUGACUUCUUUACUCAGUCUGAAGCUCUCACCUGAAGAAAUGGCGAUCGUCGAGCUCCCCGCCUACGAACUCCGCGACAAGAUUGCAGCUGGAAAGCUCACAGCCGUUGACGUCACCACGGCAUACCUCAAGGCUGCUGCCGUGGCCCAGCAGACUGUCAAUUGUGUUGUCGAGCUCAUUCCCGAAGAGGCUCUGGAGCGAGCUCGCUGGCUCGACGAACAGCUCAAGACUACCGGGAGGCCCGUGGGACCGCUUCACGGUGUUCCCGUCAGCCUGAAGGACCACAUCAACCUGAAAGGUCAUGACAGCCCCUGCGGUAUUCUCAGCUUUGUAGGCAACAUGGUCGCCAAGGACGACGCACACCUCGUGUCUAUCUUGCGCGAUGCUGGCGCCGUGUUCCAUGUCAAAACCACCAACCCACAGUCGCUCAUGCACCUGGAGACUUGCUCGUACCUCGGAACAACCCGGUGCCCAUACAACCCGGCUCUCACCAGCGGUGGAAGCUCUGGCGGCGAAGGCGCUACCAUGGGCAUGAAAGCCUCCGCCCUCGGAGUCGGCACCGACAUUGGCGGCUCCGUACGAUCUCCAGCCGCCGCCAAUGGCGUUUUCGCCUUCAAGCCUUCGUCUCGCCGCCUCCCGUAUGAGGGCUGCAACAUGCCCGUUGGGCCAGCCGGCUGGGAGGGCGUGCUGUGCACUCAAGGUCCCUUUGCCCGCAGCGCACGAGACCUCGAAGAGUACAUGCGAGUCAUUCUGAACUCCAAGCCUUGGGAGAAGGACCCAAGAGACGAUGGCGUCGUUAAACCGGUGACCCCGAUCCGCCGUGCUCUCGAGGACGCUGUCGAGAAGCUCUCUGCCGGCAAGGGCGACACCACGUUCGAGCUGGUCGAGUACACGCUGCCUUCGCCCGAGGAGGCCUGGAAGAUUAUCACGUCCUUAUACUGGCCCGAUGCGGGAGACAUGGUCCGCUCCAACCUCGCCGCUGCCAACGAGCCCGUCAUGGAGCUGACCGACUGGAUCCUCACAGAGGGCGGUCAGAAGCCUACUCUCGAUGAGGCACUGGAGCGCAUCGUGACCCGCGACCAGUGGAGGUCGAUGUUGGCCAAGCACUGGCACGAUGCUGGGCUCGACGUCGUCCUCGCCCCCGUCGGCCCCACCCCUGCGCCCAAGCACGGCACGGCCAAGUACUGGAACUACACCUCGUACUGGAACCUCGCCGACUACCCCGCCGUUGUGUUCCCGACGGGCAGGUUCGUUGACCCAACGCUCGAUGUCCACCAACCUGAGCGCCAGCCUCGCAACGAGAAGGAGGCGUUCGUCUGGAGCAACUAUGACGCAGACACGUUUGCUGGCGCGCCGAUCGGUCUCCAGCUCAUCGGCUACCAGUCUCACGACGAGGAGACGCUGGCGGCAUUGCGCGCUGUCCUGGCGGCACUCGAUGCCUGA